GUUAAAAGGGUGAAUUUAUUGGUCACAUGAUCAAAAUAUGGCGGCGCCCUUAGGUUCGACACUGACAAAAAUUGGAACACGGUUUUGUUGUCGGUUUCUUGAUUUUAGGACACUAAACAGUGUAAAAGUUACUCAGAUCGGAACUAAUUUACACAAUUAUGCAUUCAAGAACUAUUUUCGUGAAAACAUCAGGCAAAGAAAAGUUAUUUUUGGAAGAUAUUUGUGUACUUUACACAGAGACAGAAAGUGUUGGAAAUGUGGAACCCCAACCGAUGAAGAAAAAGAGCUUUUCUUUUGUAAUUGUGGUGUAGUACAGAGUGUUCCGUCAGAUCUUACAUAUUUUAAAGUUAUGAACUGUGAAGAGAAAUUUGAUAUAGACAUUAAAAGUCUUGCUUCUUUGUACAAAAAUUUACAAAGCCGACUUCAUCCAGACAAAUUUGGUCAAUGUUCAAAAGAGGAGCAAGCAUUAGCAGAAUAUCAGUCUGCUUUUGUCAACAAGGCGUAUAAUACACUUCUGAAACCCCUUUCAAGAGGACAGUACUUACUGGAGAUACAUGGUGACCCAAUAGAAGAAGCUAACAGUGCUGUAGAUCCGAAUUUCCUAAUGGAGGUAAUGGAGAUUAAUGAAGACAUUUCAGAAGCUGUAGGAAAUGAUAAAGCUUUAAACCAGCUUGAUGAUAUAAACAAUGCAAGAAUGGAAAAAUGUAUUGAAAAUGUGUCAAGUGCCUUUGCUGCCAAUGAUAUUCCUAAAGCAAAAGAAUUUUUGAUUAAAUUAAAAUAUUUUUCUAACAUUGACGGAAAAAUUAAAGAAAUAUACAGAAGAAAUAUGGAUCAAUAAAUCUGAAUCUCUGCUUGGUACAUGAAUAUCUAGAUCUUACUCUUUUCCAAGCAUACAAAAUUUUGUUUAGUGCAUUUGUUAAUUAAUUAUUCAACUAAUUAUCAAAUUUUGUUUCCUAAAUCCAUUAUACAUGUAUAUUAAUGUGGCUUGUAACUUUUAAAUUAAAUACUCUCCUAUCUUCAUUGAAAUUGAAAAAGAGACUUUUAUUUAAAACAGGUAAACAGUUAGCAAGUACAUAUGUGUGCAUUGUAUAUUUAUUAGAAUUAAUAAAGUGUUACUAUGAUAAUCAAGACUCUGUCACAAAAACAUUAUUUUACUUUCCAGUCAUCUUUAAGUGUCAAUUAUAUGAAAUUUCACAAUUAACCAUCAUUGUCAGAUGGACUUUCUCCAGCUUCCAUUUAUGAAACAGUCCAUAUUUAUCAUGACAAUUUGAACAGAUGUGUAGGAUGGCAAUAGGCUUAUCAUUUUCCAUUCUAGCUACUAGAAUAGUAGCAUAAUUUCUUUCUUUAGUCAACAGUAUUAUUUUACCUAGUAUACUGCAGUUACUUGUAUUUGAAACUGCUUUAGAAAUUAUAAGAAGCAUUUUUUCAUUCUCAGUCAUUGCUACAGUGAUUGCUAUAUUUAAAACUAAUAAUAUUAUACUGAAAAUAUUAGAGAGAAACCAAGUCAUACAGGAUUGAAUUUUGUUAUGUAGAGGAACAUUGUGUAUCAUGUUUGUACAAAUUAUACUACUGAGUCAAAACUGACCAAAUUCAGCACUGAAUAGUGUAAACCUUUAAGAAAAUAAUUUUGUUAAGAACCCACUUCACAUCAUUUUGGUAUGUACAUGUAGCAUAAUGUAAUAGUUCUAUACAAAUAAUUUCAAAUUUUUGCCAUGCAGUCAAUAAAUGGCCACACUCUGGGUUCAAAAGUUUAAUUCUUUCAUUUGUCCAUCAGACACUUCAGGCCAAGACACUACAUUUCUAUACAAGUAAAAUGUUGAUACAAUGCAGCAUUGUCCUCUAACUAGUUUGUUUAUCCCCUUCCACGUAGCCAAGAAUAGCCAAAGGGGGAUUAUAAGAAUGGCCUCCGUCUGUCAGACUGCCGCUCUCACGGGACAUAAUGUGGCUAGAGGAACAAUAGGUAACUGAUGUAAUUCAUUCCAAUAAUGCUUUUAUGUGGCUCUUUUCUUUUGUGUGGCUAAAAAGAACAAUAGAGAAAACAAUAGAGUAGCCACAUCAUUACUGUCACGUUAGAACGUCCGUCCGUCUGUCCGUACGUAACACUUUCGUGUCCGCUCCAUAACUUUUACACCGCUGAAAAGUUUUUGAAAUAACUUGGCACAAGUGAUCACCAUAAUGAGGCGAUGUGCAGAGCACAAGAAUUGGGUUGCUACCCCCAAGGUCAAGGUCACACUUAAAGGUCAAAUGUUAAAAAGUCUUCAUUUCAUAAUAAAAUGUCUACAUUUCGUGUCCACUCCAUAAAUUUUUUAACCGCUGAACAUUUUUUAAAUAACUUGGCACAAGUGAUCACCAUAAUGAGAUGAUGUGCAUAGGGCAAGAAUUGGGUUGCUACCCCCAAGGUCAAGGUCAAACUAAAAGGUCAAACAUUAAAAGUCUUCAUUUCAUAAUAAAAUCUCUACAUUUCGUGUCCACUUAAUAACUUUAAUUGCUGAACAUUUUUGGAAAUAUUUUGGCACUUGGAUCACCAUAUAGAGACGACAUGCAGAGCACAAGAAAUAGGUUGCUAUCCAAAAGGUCAAGGUCACACUUUAAGGUCAGAUGUGAAAAAGUCUACAUUUCGUGUCCGCUCCAGAACUUUUUAACCACUGAAAUUUUUAAAAAAUAACUUGGCACAAUUGAUCACCAUCAUACAAACAUGUGCAGAGCGCAAUAAUUGCGUUGCUUCCCCCAAGGUCAAGGUCACACUAAAAGGUCAAAUGUAUAAAAGUCUAUAUUUCAUGUUCCCUCCAUAACUUUUAAAUACCCCCAGGGUCAAGGUUAUAUGUUCUCUAUAACUUUUUAACUUUAUGGAAGAUUUUAGAAUAAUCACCAUUGUGAGACUAUGUGCUUAUGAUAUGCAGGGUACAACAUCAAGGUCAUGGUUGGUAAAAGGUCAAGAAGUACACAUUCAUGUUCACUGCGGAAGGGGAUUUAGCUGUCCUUCAGACUGCCUUGUUAAAAUAAUUUUAUUUGAGUCAAAGUUGACCCCAAUUGUUUUAUUACCUGACAAUGAAUAAAGACUGGAACUUGGAAAGAGGGCAGCUACUGUGUCUUGAUGACUGAUUUUGUAUCUUAUUGGACUCAUCAGAUUUAUCUUUUUUAUUUCCCCCUGAAAGAAAAGGUGGCUAGUCUCUGUCAGUCUGUCCUUGACCAGCCAUAAAUUCUUCCCAUAUUUUUGUGUGAAGUAUUGUGUAUUUGAGAUAUGACCAUGGAUUCAUAGAUCUUAUUCUAAAGGAGUGCAGUGCACAAGAAAAAUAACUCUUAAUAAUAAAAUCUUUUAUAAUUUUUUGAGUUAUUGCCAUUUGUUAUUUCUCAUGCUUAAUUUUUGUGCAUGCAUAACUAGAAAAUUGUUUGAGAUAUCAACUUAAAACUUUAUAGGUGGAUAUAUCUCAUUGUUCAAAUUGUUGGGAAAUGCACAGUACAAGAACAAUAACUCUACCAUUAAUUUCAUAAUUUUCGUGUAAUUGCCUUUUGUAAUUUUUCAUGAUACUGUUUUGUUCAGACAAUUCCUCAAAACAGUAUUUGAGAUAUCAACAUGAAACUUCAUUGGUGGAUAGAUUUCAAUGUGGAGAAUGCAGUACAUAAGACGGGUUACUCUACCCUUCUUGUUCAUAAUUUUAGCUCCACUUUUUGAAGUUAAAUUGUGGAGCUAUUGUCAUGACCCUUUGGUUGGCCUUGGCAACCUUGUUGAUUACCUUUUUUUUAAGGUCCAUUUUCUCAGACACUAUAAAAGGUUUUUUAUUGUCAUGAAAUGACAUCAUUUCAAAAGGGCAGAUAAGCUUAAAAUUGUCCUUUGCAAAGUUGUUUCGAUUUUUCAACUUAGAUUUUCAGCCCAGGUUAACCUUUUUGUCUAUUUUCUCAGAGACUAUUAAAAGAUUUUCACCUCAAACUUGAAAUACAUGACUGUUCCCUCUCAAAAUAUAAAACCAUUUCAGAAGGGCAGAUAAUCCUAAAUUCAUUUUUGCAAAGUAAUACCCCUUUAGUCGUUUUUGAAUUUGAAUUUCUUGGUCAACUUUUUGUUAAGGUACAUUUUUACAUCAAAGGUACUCACUUUAAACUUAGAGAACCAGUUCACUAUCAAAUUUGAAAUGAAUUUGUAGGGGUAGAUAGUCCUGAAAGUCUCUUUUUUUAUUAUUCCCCCUUGUUUGACUUAAAAUAUUUGUCUUUUUCUCAAAAACUGUUGAAGGUAUUCACUUCAAUGUUGACUGUUAUGGGCAGGUAAAUCUGAUAAGUAUGUUUUCAGAGUUAUGCCACCGCUAUGUUGCUUUUAUUUUACUAUCCAGCACUGAGAAAAAGUGGAACGCCCUGUCUAGGGACAAGUCUUGUUUUAACUAUAGCCCUUUAACUCAAAAUAUGUGUGAGAUAUCAUUGAGGAAUACAAAAGAUAACUCUACACUUCAUAAUUUGAGAGUUAUUGCUCACAAAGCAGGACUUAUUUAAAAAUAGGUUUUUCAUCAUUUUGGAAUGAACAUAAGUUAUAUCAUAGAUGUCUUCCCUUGUUUUCUGUGUAAUAUAACCAUCAUGUAUUUCUUUAUUUUACACACAUGUAAUAUAACUUUGUCCAAAUAAAAUUGAAAACAGAU
Molecule: messenger RNA, 4622 nt
Organism: Ruditapes philippinarum (Manila clam)
Lineage: Eukaryota; Metazoa; Mollusca; Bivalvia; Venerida; Veneridae
Product: iron-sulfur cluster co-chaperone protein HscB-like
Exons: 2
Coding region: 38-838 (266 amino acids)
Biological process (GO): protein complex oligomerization; [2Fe-2S] cluster assembly
Cellular component (GO): mitochondrion
Molecular function (GO): protein-folding chaperone binding; ATPase activator activity
Source: RefSeq, a predicted model, not a curated record